AUGGGUGCUAAUUCCACCGCUUGGUUGGCGAAAGAUACAUCUUGUUGGCCCUGGCAGUCGAACAGAUAUGUAACCGUGAAGAUCACGAACUCUGGUGCUGAGGAGAAGAAGGCCGCGGAAGAUGAACUACAAAUAUCGCAACAUAUUUCCGGUCUGCGGUCUGAGCACGAAGGUCGUGCGUAUGUCAGACUGGUUCAAGAUUCGUUUCAAAUACAAGGUAUCCUUGGAGACCAUCUCUGCUUGGUCUUUGAGCCAUUAAGGGAGCCGAUUUGGCUUCUAGGACGACAUCUUGGAAGUAAAGGGGUGCCUCCACAGGUUCUUAAAGCUUUCUUAAGAGUUAUAUUGUGUGGCCUGGAUUUUCUACAUUCUGAAUGUCAUGUCAUACACACAGAUCUAAAAGCCGAUAACUUCCUCAUCGGAUUCGAGGAUACUACCGUCCUUGAUCAAUACGUCCGCCAGCAAGAACUCCAUCCCACUCCGCAUAUUCUUCGGAAUGGGCGCCCUGUUUUCGAAUCUCGGAACGACUUUGGGCCACUCAAGAGGGGAGUAGGCUUGCUGAGGAUUUCCGAUUUCAGUGCUGCCGUUUUCGGAAAUGUAUCGACUCCGCACAACCAUGACAUACAGCCUCAACCAUUCUGUGCCCCUGAGGUUCUGCUAAAGGCUGGUUGGUCGUAUAGUGCUGAUAUUUGGAAUUUGGGGACAGUACUUUGGGAACUAUUUGCCGAUGCGACGCUUUUUGAUGGAUUAUCCCACGAACGCGAGGGAUAUUCCCGGGAGGUACACAUCGCCCAGAUGAUACGGCUUUUGGGGCCUCCUCCCGCACAGUUCCUGAACAAAUGUGAUCCGCAUAUACGCAAUGACCUGUUUUCGCCUCAAGGGACGUUCAAGUUCCCUGAGUUGCUUCCAUCGGAAGAAUUUAAUUUCUCCAAUAUGACGCCCUUCUUACAGGGAGAGGAUCAACGUCUGUUCAUUGAUUUCGUUCGUAAAAUGCUCCAGUGGGAACCGGAGCGUCGGUCGAGUGCGAAAGAGCUUUAUAACGAUCCUUGGCUUUACUAUAAUCCUUGAUUAUAUGGUAUCUAAUCAUGAUAUGCUUGGAUUCUAGUAUAUUGUAGUAUGGUCACAUUUAUGGCAUAAUU
Molecule: messenger RNA, 1136 nt
Organism: Aspergillus welwitschiae
Lineage: Eukaryota; Fungi; Ascomycota; Eurotiomycetes; Eurotiales; Aspergillaceae
Product: kinase domain protein
Exons: 5
Coding region: 1-1065 (354 amino acids)
Biological process (GO): spliceosomal complex assembly; regulation of mRNA processing; protein phosphorylation
Molecular function (GO): protein kinase activity; ATP binding
Source: RefSeq, a predicted model, not a curated record